This is a messenger RNA of Ostrinia nubilalis (European corn borer), 3233 nucleotides long. It is a transcript of the gene FIG4, whose product is annotated as polyphosphoinositide phosphatase. The record is from RefSeq and is a predicted model, not a curated record. Gene Ontology annotation, molecular function: phosphatidylinositol-3,5-bisphosphate 5-phosphatase activity. The transcript is spliced from 12 exons. Bases 102 to 3161 code for a protein of 1019 amino acids. Gene Ontology annotation, cellular component: intracellular membrane-bounded organelle. Gene Ontology annotation, biological process: phosphatidylinositol dephosphorylation. NCBI's taxonomy places the organism in Eukaryota, Metazoa, Arthropoda, Insecta, Lepidoptera, Crambidae.
GUAUUAACAAAAUAAAUAAUAACUUAAUCAUUUACAUAAGUGUACCUAACGGUGCAGGUUAUAUAUUUACAUUUAAGUAAUAAAACAGUCCACAUUCCACAAUGUCGAAACAUAACUUGAUGUUUCAUCCUAUCAUCAGCUCAAUACAGAGGAUUGCACUUUACGAAACUAAAGCUAGAUUUUAUCUAAUUGGAUCAAAUAACACUCAAACCAGGUUUCGGGUACUUAAAAUAGACAGAACUGACCCAAAAGAGUUAAUUCUAGUCGAUGACAAAGUAGAGUACAAUAAGCAGGAGAUCCAUCAACUGCUGAACAUGAUUGGCUUUGGGAACCGAAGUGGCAGGAAUGCAGGGUUUAAUAAGCUGGUGUCUGCAUUUGGUAUUGUGGGUUUUAUCAGAUUCCUAGAAGGCUAUUACAUUAUCUUGGUCACAAAACGAAGAAAAAUCGCUGUUGUCGGCUCCCAUUCCAUUUACAAAAUAGAAGAUACAUCUAUGAUCUACAUUCCAAGUGACGUAAGCAAACCACAGCAUCCGGACGAGCAGAGAUAUCUGAAAAUGUUUCUGGCUGUGGAUUUGUCUACAAACUUCUACUACAGUUAUAGUUAUGAUAUCACACACACUUUACAAAUGAACAUGGCUCCACCGAGACAACUUGCACCGGUGCUGUUCCCUAAGCCAGUGACGGCAGCAGUGUAUGAAUCUUUACAAUCUAGUGGAGACACUCAAAAGCAAUGCAUUUGUGAGAUGAAAGAAGAUGAUGAAGACAUUUUUGAGACUUGGAAGAGGCAAUUGCAGCAAAGGAAAGAAAAAACUGGGCAUUCAGCUCAAAAACUAGACAUAGGAAUGCGGACUGUACCUGAAUGGCGUUUUGUAUGGAACAGUCACUUGUUAUCAGCGGUGCACUCACAUCUCCACCCAGACUGGAUCCUAUACAUUGUCCAUGGCUUCGUAGAGCAGAGCAACCUUAACAUAUUUGGCAGACCGGUUUAUUUAACGCUUAUUGCCAGAAGAAGUAACAGAUAUGCAGGCACUAGGUUUUUGAAAAGAGGAGCUAAUAUGCAUGGAGAUGUAGCCAAUGAGGUUGAAACUGAGCAGAUUGUUCAUGACUCAAUGGUGUCUUCAUUUAAAUCUGGCAGAUUUAGUUCCUUUGUUCAAAUGAGAGGAUCAAUACCCAGCUAUUGGUCACAAGACGUGUCAAAAAUGGUGCCUAAACCAGCAAUUUCGAUAGACCUCAGCGAUCCAUUUGCAGAAAUUCCUGGUAAACACUUGAACAACAUGAUGCGACGUUAUGGGUCGCCAAUAAUGUUUGUUAACUUGGUUAAAAAAAGGGAGAAGAAGAAACAUGAGUCACUGCUCAGUGAUGUGAUAAGCAAUGCCAUAAAGUAUUUGAACCAGUUCCUUCCGCCUGAGCAUGCAGUACAGUAUAUUCAUUUGGAUAUGGCCAGGAUGAAUAAGGGUGCUGAUGCUAUGGUUUUGGACAAGUUAACAGCCAUAGCCAAAAACGUGGUCCGUCGCACGGGCAUGUUUCUGAGCACCGGCGCGUGCUGCGACACCGGCGGCGCCGCGGGGCACCAGGCCGGCCGCCUGCAGACGGGCCUGGCGCGGGUCAACUGCGUGGACUGUCUGGACAGGACCAAUACCGCUCAGUUCGCUAUUGGCAAGUGCGUGCUGGCUCAUCAGUUACACGCCUUGGGAUUCAUCGGCGAGCCAGUAAUAGAGUUCGAUUCGGACUGCGUGAGACUACUAGAGGGUCUUUAUGAAGACCACGGAGAUACGUUGGCGCUACAGUACGGUGGUUCACAGUUGGUGCACAGAAUAAAAACGUACCGAAAAACUGCUCCCUGGGCGUCCCACGGCAACGAUAUCAUGCAGACUCUGAGCCGGUACUAUUCCAACACGUUCUCGGAUGCUGAGAAGCAGAACAGCAUGAACUUGUUCUUAGGCCUGUUUGUGCCUGACCCACUCCAGCCGCCCAUAUGGGACUACCAGAGCGAUUAUUAUCUACAUCACCCAGAGGCUAUGGUGUACAUUCCUAACUACAGAUCUCUCACCAAAUGGUGGGACGACGACGUGCUACGCCAUCUGCCGGUGGCGCGCAACGAGAUGCGCAAACUGUGCUGCGAGAUCAUCGGCGUGCAGCGCGAGCACAGCGCCGCGCUCGAGAUGGUGGACGCCUACAGCGACCAGCACCGCCCCUUCGAGUACACCGUGUUCGCGGAGUGCUUCGAGUUCAAGGCGAGUACUGUGAGCUCCCACGCGAGCUGUGCUGCGAGAUGCGAACUGUGCUGCGAGAUCAUCGGCGUGCAGCGCGAGCACAGCGCCGCGCUCGAGAUGGUGGACGCCUACAGCGACCAGCACCGCCCCUUCGAGUACACCGUGUUCGCGGAGUGCUUCGAGUUCAAGGCGAGUACUGUGAGCUCCCACGCGAGCUGUGCUGCGAGAUGCGAACUGUGCUGCGAGAUCAUCGGCGUGCAGCGCGAGCACAGCGCCGCGCUCGAGAUGGUGGACGCCUACAGCGACCAGCACCGCCCCUUCGAGUACACCGUGUUCGCGGAGUGCUUCGAGUUCAAGAUGUGCCACACUCUCAGAGACUUAGCGCCAACGUUCACUGAAAACUUUAGCCCGUUUGUGGUGCGAGGUCGAGCGCUGGGCCAGAACAAAGGACCCACGUCCAAGAAUCCUGUAAUCAGUGGUCGAUCUAGCACAACGUCUAAUAAUUCAAGCGACUCCAACAGCGACUCGUCAACGGACGACGACUUAACUAACUCGUUUCCGAGUCGCCAAGUGACGCCUUCGCCGCUUACCAUAGUGGCGCGUUUACUGGCAUCAGAGGUACAGGACGAUACGCCGCCCUUCCCAGCUAUCAAGCGCGCGAAUAGGGUCCUACUGAAAGAGCCUUCCAAACGGGACAUGAUCAUAUACAAACGCUACGUGAACUUCGAGAAGCGCUCCAACCCCAAAUACAAGUCUGACAUCCACGUGGUGAUGACUGUGAGCAGCGCCUUCACCAUAGACAGCUCCGUGGACAUGAUCCCGCCGACCGUGUCCCGAGCCUCCAAGCAGAUGUACCAAGACUACGUGCGGAGAACCACGGGACACACCACGCUAUCGCCGUCUUCCCUAGCCGCCUACAAGAAAUAUGUUAAUUUCGCACUGAAUUAAUUUGCUUAUACUUUGUAAAAUCAAAUUAGAUCUCUUUAAUGUUAUUGUAUUAAAUUAAUGUAUCUCAUGUUA